CGAUAUGCGCCAUAAGUUGCGCCCAUACAUGCACACAGCGGCCAUUUAAACUGAUGGAACCAGUUUACCCGGGUCAACGUCGAGUCCAGGCCUGGUAAUUAAAACGACGGAAGCGUUUAUGGAGUCUUGAUUGCACCGUGGGUUCGCGGCUUCACUCUUUAGCCGUUUGCGUGGCUCAUAGAGAAAAACCAUACGCAGAUUUCCAUUGGAAGUCUUUACAUUCAAAGUAACGCGCUUAUCGGCGGCAGUUUCCACUUAAUAAAACACGAAGUGGGCUGUAGAGGAAUUGGAAGGACUUGUCUUACGUUCAGCGUACAGGUGUAACACUACACUGCUGUGAGGUUAAGAAAACCUGAGGCUCGGUAUGUCGGAUGAAGAUUCCCGUGCCAGCACCAGCUCUUCCUCCUCUUCAUCCUCAACUCAUCAGCUGCAGCAGCAGGAGGCCAACCCCCCAAAGAAACGAGAAAGCAAAGCCAGCAUGAGCAAGACCUCUAAACUCCUCUCUACUAGUGCUAAGAGAAUACAGAAAGAAUUGGCUGACAUUACACUGGACCCACCACCAAACUGCAGCGCUGGUCCCAAAGGAGACAACAUCUAUGAGUGGAGGUCGACCAUCCUUGGCCCUCCGGGCUCUGUGUACGAGGGAGGAGUGUUUUUCCUGGACAUCGCCUUCACACCAGACUACCCCUUCAAACCACCCAAGGUGACGUUCCGUACGAGGAUCUACCACUGUAACAUCAACAGCCAGGGGGUGAUCUGUCUGGACAUCCUGAAGGACAACUGGAGUCCUGCCCUCACCAUCUCCAAGGUCCUGCUGUCUAUCUGCUCCCUGCUCACGGACUGCAACCCUGCCGACCCUCUGGUGGGAAGCAUCGCCACACAGUACACCACAAACAGACCCGAACACGACAGGAUAGCCAAACAAUGGACCAAGCGCUACGCCACAUAAUCAACGGAUGUUGGCAGGACAAUGCACAGAUGUGGGGGUGGGUGGAGACAGGUGGAUUUUUAUCUCAGACUUGAAGUCUUAACUCCUGACUGUUUAUUGUAUUUUUUAAGUUAUAUCUGGCCCACAUGUAAUCAAAUCUGGCAAUAAUGCAUUUAGUGUUUCCUUUUCUUUUUUUUUAGCUUGUGCUUGAAGAUGGACAUUGAUCCUUAACUGCUAGAUGAAAUGUGUCACAGCAUGAUUCCUAGUCAAUUAGGUCGGUGUAAAUUUCACAUGCAUAAAAACUCCAGUUGCUGUUUGCUUCCCCCUCCAACCCCCUGGUCUUUGAAAGGGUGAUUUACACAUGUAGACAAGUUUAGAUGUGGAUGGAUAUCGGUUGUGAUUCGUGUUCUGUACUGAUGAAAAGCUGUUUGUUUUUCCCUUAAAAAAUUAAACAUGCCCAACUGAA
This is a messenger RNA of Monopterus albus (swamp eel), 1394 nucleotides long. It is a transcript of the gene ube2e1, whose product is annotated as ubiquitin-conjugating enzyme E2E 1. The record is from RefSeq and is a predicted model, not a curated record. The transcript has 6 exons. The coding region runs from base 365 to 949 and encodes 194 amino acids. NCBI's taxonomy places the organism in Eukaryota, Metazoa, Chordata, Actinopteri, Synbranchiformes, Synbranchidae.